Caenorhabditis remanei is the source of this 915-nucleotide messenger RNA. RefSeq lists its product as uncharacterized. Gene Ontology annotation, molecular function: structural constituent of cuticle. The record is from RefSeq and is a predicted model, not a curated record. Lineage: Eukaryota; Metazoa; Nematoda; Chromadorea; Rhabditida; Rhabditidae. Bases 1 to 915 code for a protein of 304 amino acids. The transcript is spliced from 2 exons.
AUGGAGGAGCAACAACGUCUUCACGCUUACCGCUUUGUCGCCUACUCGGCUGUUACCUUCUCGGUUGUUGCCGUGUUCUCCCUAUGCAUCACGCUUCCAAUGGUUUACAAUUACGUCCAUGGAAUCAAGACCCAAAUCAACCAUGAGAUCAAAUUCUGUAAGCACUCUGCUCGUGACAUCUUCGCUGAGGUGAACCACAUCCGUGGAUCUCCAAAGAAUGCUUCCCGUUUCGCCCGUCAAGCUGGAUACGGAACCGAUGAGGCUGUUGACCAAGGAAACCACGGAUCCCAAGGAGGAUCAUGCUCCGGAUGCUGCCUUCCAGGAUCAGCUGGACCAGCUGGAACUCCAGGAAAGCCAGGAAGACCAGGACGUCCAGGAGCCGCUGGACUUCCAGGAAACCCAGGACGCCCACCAGCACAACCAUGUGAGCCAAUCACUCCACCACCAUGCAAACCAUGCCCACAAGGACCAGCUGGAGCUCCAGGAGCCCCAGGACCACAAGGAGAUGCCGGAGCUCCAGGAGCCCCAGGACAAGGAUCAGGAGCCGGAGCCCCAGGACCAGCUGGACCAAAGGGAGCCCCAGGAGCCCCAGGAAACCCAGGACAAGCUGGAGCCCCAGGACAACCAGGAUCUGAUGCUCAAUCUGAGUCUUCUCCAGGAGCCCCAGGACAAGCUGGACCACAAGGACCACCAGGACCAGCCGGAUCUCCAGGAGCCCCAGGAGGACCAGGACAACCAGGAGCCCCAGGACCAAAGGGACCAUCCGGAGCACCAGGACAACCAGGAUCCGACGGAAACCCAGGAGCCCCAGGACAACCAGGACAAUCUGGAGGAUCUGGAGAGAAGGGAAUCUGUCCAAAGUACUGCGCCAUCGACGGAGGAGUCUUUUUCGAGGACGGAACCCGCAGAAAGUAA